This is a messenger RNA of Bactrocera oleae (olive fruit fly), 5056 nucleotides long. Lineage: Eukaryota; Metazoa; Arthropoda; Insecta; Diptera; Tephritidae. The record is from RefSeq and is a predicted model, not a curated record.
AGUUUGUGCGCACUGUUUAAUUCUGUCAUAUAACCAGAGAAUGUAAAAUACAUUCUACAUUCUCUGAUAUAACUUAUAGCUAAUUUACAUACAACUUUCGAAGCAAAGCUAACAUAAGUUAUAUCAUAAUGAACGCUUUGCUUUUGGAGCUUCUCUCUGAUAUUAAAUAUUUCGUGUUUUUUUACUUUUGUCAAAUCAUUCAAAGUAUAAAGCAAUCGGAAAUAUUUUUGUAUUGUCAUUUGUUAUCCUAAUAAAAUCCCUUGCAUAGUAGCAUCACGCGGGAAUGUUCGAGCCAUUCAAGUGCUUAAAAGUUGUAGGGAUUUUAGCCUCAGUGAGGAUAUUAGAAAAUUUAAACUUAAGGAGUAUAUAUAUAAAUAUUCAUCUAAUAGUCAGUACAUCUAUGAGACUUUUAGGGUGGAUAUACAUGACGGAGAAUGUAGAUAAUAUUUUACAUUCUCUGUACAUGAGGUUAUCGAGUAUCAAAAUAUUUAUAUCUGUUUAUAAGCACAUCCCUACUUUCAUAGGGAAAAUAAAAGAGCAAGAAAGACCGGGGCAACAAAUAACAUAAUGAUAACAAAUCAGAAAUAACAAAAACUGUCAAUAUGGAACAAUGCGAUAACGCGAAAAGUGGUCAAAGCUGGAAAGCAAGUAUAAGAAAAUGUGAAAUAGGUGACAACUAGCAACUAAAUAGCGAAAAUUGUGAGCAAGGCUUAUUCACAAGUUUCUAAUUGCAAAGGAAAAAAUAUCAAAUUUAAAGAAAAUAUUACGUCCUAUAAUCCGUACUGCAGUGGAAACGGAAUAACGUCAAUUACGAAACCAAAUAAUUUUCUAUAAUUUUCAAUAUAACCGAAAAAUGAUUUAGAAAGUAAUAUAUGUUAUGUUCCUACAAUAAAUUUUUGCUAUCCAGAAAGUUAUUAAGUGUAUAAAUUACAUUAGUUAUUUGCAAUAUAUAAUCUAUUCGCGUUUACCUAUAAAAUUUGCGUAAAUAUGCUUACUUUAUAUUAUGCCACUGCUACAUUCCUGCAGUCUUGGCGUAUAAAGAACGUCUGUGCAGAAAUUGGACAGCAAUUAGCUCUAAAUACGAGCAUUUCAUUCUACACGUUGCCUACAGAAAAUAACGAUGGUUUUGAUCCUUCAUUAGCGGCAUCAGAUUUCUGUCACAACCGAAAUGCUGCGCGUGUUUCCGAAAUACUUUGGUUAAAUGGUUCACAUCGCGGUUGCUGUCUACAUCCGUUGCAAGUGGUGCAACUAAAGCCAUGGAUAUCGUUUGAUGAGAAUAAUACCUCAAUGGAGAAUAAGCUACUUCCCUUUGCUCACCAACCGAACCCAAAAGCUUUGUUGGAUGAGUUUGCUGCUUUAAGAAAAGAAGACAUUUUGCAUCUCUUAUUGGAAGCCGAUAUUCAACAUUGUUAUGAGUAUAAGAAUACCACAAAUCAUAUACGGAUUGAAAAUUUUGCUAUUAAAUAUGAGGGUAAACCACAACCCAUGAACUUGUUGGCCAGCCAUUUGCGCAAGCCUGUACGGCAGUGCGAGUUCAACUUAAGUAAUGAGGAUUGGCAGCGGCAUUUGGAGCAUUUACGUGCAUUGAGCGUAUUAGCUCAUCAAGCAACAGAGUUUGAGAGUCAAAAAAAUCGUACCGAGGGUAAAACUACAGACGAUGUUGUAGUUAAGCCAGAUCUUAUACCUUACGAGCAAAAGGUAAUUGCAAGCGUUGCGAAUUUCAAGUCAAGUAAUUCACGAGAGUCGGAAAAUGUUGACACUACUACUAAUGCCGAAAAAUCUACCGAAACAGCCGAAACUCUGACGGAUGUCAAAACAGCUUCAACUGUCAAACCUAGUAAAUCGUCUAUGGUGACAAAAGUAUCUAUAGAGACCGAAAAAGCUGUGAAAAUUUCUUCACCUUUGUCCAAAAUGAAGACUAAACCGACCGAAAUUAGAAAACCAGUCGCCGCUAACACCAGUUCUGGUGGCAACGGACACGAGAGUCGCUUCAAGACUACCAAGGUUACUGAUGCUUCCGCAUCAUCAAUAGAAACACAAAAGUCUUCAAAAUCUGCGCUGAUAUCACCGACUCUUCCACUCACUGAUCCACCCAUUACCAUUUCUGCAGCUGCAGCCAUAAUAACAACAACUAUAGCUCGCGCUAAAAUGCCUUCCAACAGUGCGAACCAAUCUACUGAUUUUGGCAAGAUAGGCACAGGAACUGUGUCAACAUCAUCACAAAAGCAACAAUCGAUACCUAUAGAAACUACCUCGCUACAAAAAAACAAAAAUAGCGAAAGCGACUUAUCAACUUCCACACACGCAUCUACAAGUUAUGGCGCAUUAUCAAAUGAGGACCAGAGGAAGAGUCUUAGUUUAAAGCGGUCCGCUAUUUCUUGCCCAAGUAAACCAACCAAUGUAUUUGUUUAUUCCGAAAGCGCUAGUUCGCGCGAGGGAGCACUUUCUACACUUAAACAUAUUUUAGAUCGGGAAAGGUAUACAAUUUAUGCAAUGACUCCUCAACAGUUAACACAAAAAUAUUGGAUGGAAAACACUGGACUUUUAGUAGUCUGUGGUAAUGUGCCUACAAAUGUUGGAGAGAUACUAGUUGAUUAUUUUUUGUGUGGUGGUAGAGUACUCUCUUUAUGUUCAGAUAUACUGAAUUUUGUGCUGCCCAACUAUCGAACUGCCGAGGUACGUGAAAAUGAACUGGUGCAGUUCUCGUAUGAUAAAUGGCAAAAAAUAAAAAUGAUGCAUCACAUAUUUUGUUAUCAGCCUUCGCCCGUAAAGAAGAACUUCUCUACGGAUAGUGACGAUGCUACACAAUCAACUACGAGAAAACCAGCUCUAGUGUGUCCAAGGUCUGUCGAACUGCAGGAUCUUCGUGGUAAAGUGCACAAUCUAGAUGUGAAAGUGCUUGGCACUGAGGAAACGUGGAAUACACCCAGUUUGUUAUUGGCGAACAGCGUGCAAAGCGGAGGAUGUGCAGUUUUCUCGCAGGUACAUUUGGAAACGAAUCCUUUGCAAUUCGAAAUGGAUGAAUCUAAGUAUAAGAUUCUAAUGCAGAAUGAACAAGUUCGAAUGGAAAUUUUAGCUCACUUACUAAACAAGCAUUUGGAUAUUAGUGUUCGGCAAUUCAACACCAUCGGAGACAAAUGUACAUAUCAGGAAGCUUAUUUUCUUGGGAAACACGAGUCCAAAUUUGAAUUGUUGGAGAAAAUUAAGAGUACUGGAGCUAAGAGUAACAUUAUAACCACUUCCAAAUUGACCAUACAGUUUUGCGAUAAGGGUGAUAAACCCAAAAGCGCUAAUACAAAUGUUCUUCCAAUACUUAUACAUUCCUGUCCGGAGGAUUUUUCAACCGUGGAAUACUUUGAUAAUUUAAAAACCAAAUAUAUUGGACGACUCGUCAUUUAUGCACCCUUUGUCAGUACCAGCAUGAAUGUAAUAAGCGAUCUGGAGCUAAUAGACGGCAUUGCGGUUUUGGUGCGUCAACAAACAGAAGGCGUCGGACGUAGCAAUAAUCAGUGGAUUAGCCCUCUCGGUUGUGCUAUGUUUUCGUUGCAAUUACAUUUGUCGUUGGAUUCACCCUUGGGUAAACGUUUGCCAUUGUUGCAACACAUUAUCGGUCUGGCUUUGGUGAAUACAUUAAAAGGAAAUCCGACUUAUAAGGAUCUUGACAUUCGUUUAAAAUGGCCCAACGACAUUUAUGCAAAUGGCCUGCAAAAGAUUGGUGGCCUUAUUGUGAAAACAACAAUGUUUGGUUCGAAAAUCAUCGCAAAUAUUGGAUGCGGAAUCAAUUUAGAUAAUGAAAAACCUACAACUUGUAUUAAUUCCAUGAUUGGAAAAUAUAAUCAAACAAAUCGUACGAAUAUAUCAAUUCUUAAAUAUGAAGAAUUCAUUGCGUUAACAUUUAAUGAAAUUGAAAUCAUCCUAGAGAAGGUGAAGUCCGGCGAUUUUGAUUACUUUUAUGAUCUUUAUUACGAACAUUGGCUACAUAAUUUACAAAAGGUAAAUAUAUGCGACAAGUUCGGAAGCCAACAAGAGGCGACUGUCAUUGGUAUUAACGAUAUUGGUUAUCUCCAAGUUAGGACAGUUGACGGUACAAUAGAAACAGUUCAACCGGAUGGAAACAGUCUUGACAUGCUGCAGGGACUAAUAGUGCCUAAAUAUAAUUGAAAUAAUUGAAUAGAAAGCAAAAGCCUUUUACGAAUUAUGUUCUAAAUUCAUAAAAUCGCUAUUUGUUAAAGUGCAUUUGAAAUCUAUUUAAUAUAUAAUACAAGUGUUGUUUCUUAGGUAUGUUAAAAAAAACUAAUAUAAGGCUUACUAAAUAUUUGUUAACAAAUUUGCCAUGACAUUGAGAACUAUUUACGAAUAUAGACUUUGAAAACCAAAAAAAUUAAAAAUAUGGAAUUUGUAUAUCGUAUCCAACUACUAGAAAUUAGUUUAUCUAAAGAACUAUAAAAUCAGUUCAGCGUUAAGCAAUAUAAUAACAAAAAACAAAAUUAAUAACAUAAUUGGUCUGAUAUAUAAUGUUAAAUAUGUGAAUUACUUAGCUGAUCAUACACGAUAUUUUGUUAAUGUGCUUAUGAUAUAUAUUUACUUAUUUUAGAUUAUAUUUACUUAUUUUAGAUUAUAUUUACUUAGUUUUGAUUAUCAAUUAUUUAUGAGCUUUUGCACGAACGUGAACUACAGUUACAUAUAUGUCUUAUUAUAAAAUCGACUUUUUUUAUUUCUUGUUAUUAGGUUUUACUUAAACUAUAAAAUAUUUUUUGUAUUUUCUGUUAGUAAAGAGCUUUUUACUAUUAACCGUUCUAGCAUAUACAAUUUUGUUCCUUGUUCUUACUUUCAUAUUUAGUAGGCUAUACAGAACUUAGCAUCAUAGUCUAUUAGUGUAGUUAGCCAAAUAUAAUAAUAGAUUUUGUAUAGCUUUUUUUAGUUAAAAAUAUAAAUGUAUACAUUAUUAUUACGAAAAUAAUACAUAUAUAUUCUAAUAUAUAAGCUUGAUAUUCUGUAACGCCUAUAAAUAAAGUGUUAAAAACCAAAUUCCAGAUAUAAAAUUCAGAUAUAUUAA